CUAAGAUCCAUUAGCCGAAUGAUGUCGUUAAAUUUUUUAACAUGACAAAAUUAUUAACUAAGAAAGAAUAUCAUCAUAUGCGAUUUUUAAUUUUAAAUUUCCUUCUCGCUUUACCCCUGCCAUCUGGGGCAGAAAUUCUUUCCGAGUUACAAAACUUCGGAGAACAAUUAUUUCACAAAGUAUGCGACUCGCAUCCAAAAGAAGAUCAGUUAGUGGCGCCAUUUCCUUUAGCAACACUUUUGAUUCUACUGCGCAAGAAUGCUGAAAAAGAUUCAGCCUCAGAAAUCACUGAAAAUUUAGGUUUGGAUGCUCAGUCUAUCGAGGCUAUUACAACAGCUUAUUUGGGACAACUGAGGCAAUUGGAACUCAGUCACCUCUUCACAAUGUCUAAUCAUAUUUUCGUAUUGGACCGGCAAAAUGUUAUCGAAAGUAUUGAUUUGAGUGCCGGCGAUACUAUUGAUGGCUGGCCUAGUAUUGAUAUGUGUGAUAUAGAGACAACCGGUUCUAAAACACAUUUACUUUUGUCUACUGAGAUCCAUUUUAAGAGUUUAUUUUUAUAUAAUUUCAACUUUACGGCAAAAGGAGCCUUUUAUACCAUUGAUGGUGAAGAAAUUGGUGUAGAAGUGUUAACUCUUUUGGCAAAUUUAAAAUACGGAGAAAUUCCGGAAUUAAAGGCUACAGCUGUUGAAAUUCCCUACAGUGAUGGUGAUACAUCCUUAGUGAUUAUAUUACCUAACACCCAGGGAGGCGUAAUAGAAUUAGAACAAGAUUUAAAACUUUUUCCUCUCAAUAGAAUUGAUUCAUAUUUGACCCAUCAAUGGAUAACUGUAGUAGUACCGAAACUACAUACUUUAGUGGAGAUAUCCCUAAAAGAAGAAUUAAAAAUAUUGGGUAUGUCCAGCAUGUUUGCUCAUUUGUGCGAUGGUAAAGACAUACAAGUUUUGGAUGUUAUCUCAAAGUCCACAUUUCGUAUUGAAGAAACAUCAGCUGGACUUGAUCCAUUCUUAGGUCAAGACACAUAUCAUUAUCCGCCCGAAAAUGUCUCAGAAUUUCGUAUAUAUCAUCCCUUUGUUUUAUAAUAAAAUCAUCACUAAAUUAUAUAUAUUUAUAUGGUAAACUAAUGAAAUAAAGGGCUUAACACAUUUUCC
Messenger RNA from Lucilia sericata (common green bottle fly), 1148 nucleotides. RefSeq names its product antitrypsin-like. Gene Ontology annotation, molecular function: serine-type endopeptidase inhibitor activity. The transcript is spliced from 4 exons. The record is from RefSeq and is a predicted model, not a curated record. Bases 42 to 1079 code for a protein of 345 amino acids. Lineage: Eukaryota; Metazoa; Arthropoda; Insecta; Diptera; Calliphoridae.